GCCCUCCCUCUCCGCCUCCCUCCCUCUCUGCCAGCCACGGUCUCGCCUGGUCCGCUUGCAGGAUUCGCCUCUCCGAGCCUUCCGGAUAUUUCACUACAGAGAUGGCUGCGAAUGUGUGUAGAUCAGUCCUUCUCUUGACCCGUAGCAGCGGACAUGUGGCCAGCGGGCUCCCCGCACUUGUUAUCUCGUCACAGCGGCACCAGCAGCGCAUGAGACCGGACCAGCCUGUCAGGAGAACACAUGUCCUGCGAUCAUCCUCCCGCUCUGCACUGUUCACCCAGCCUCCCACCAGCCUCUCAACCACCCUCUCAACCCAGGGUUGGAGUGGCGACCCCUCGUGGCAUGGCCAGAGGCUGCUGUGUACCUCAGCCACUCCAGAGGAGGUGACGGUGGUGUACCAGAAUGGACUGCCGGUGAUCUCAGUCAGUUUGCCGUCCCGGCGAGAGCGAUGCCAGUUCACUCUGAAGCCACUCAGUGACUGUGUUGGGGUGUUCCUCACACAGCUGCAGACCGAGGACAGGGGCAUCGACCGAGUAGCCAUCUACUCUACAGAUGGGGCGAGGGUAGCCUCUUCUACAGGGAUAGACAUCCUGCUGUUGGAUGACUUCAACCUGGUCAUCAACAACGUCAGGCACCUGGUUCGGCCGCCACGGAGAGAUCUGCUGGCCCAGGAGGAGGCAGAGCGUCUGAACGACGUUAAGUUCCUGGUUCAGCAGCUCUACACCACCCUGCGUAUAGAAGAGCAUCAGCUUAGUAAAGAGAAGGAACUGGUGGUGAGACUGGAGGACCUCAACUCACAGCUACGUCCUCUGGAGAAGGUAAGGGAGGAGCUGAGUCGUAAGGCGGAGCGUCGUACCACCUGGGUGCUGUGGGGGGGCGUGGCCUACAUGGCAACACAGUUUGGGAUCCUGGCGCGUCUCACCUGGUGGGAGUACUCCUGGGACAUCAUGGAGCCUGUCACCUACUUCAUUACCUACGCUACCGCCAUGGCUAUGUACUCCUACUACGUACUCACACGCCAGGAGUACAUCUACCCAGACGCCAGGGACAGACAGUACCUGCUGUUCUUCCACAAGGGGGUGAAGAGACAACGCUUUGACAUCCACAAGUACAACCUGCUGAAGGACUCUAUCUCUGAGGUGGAGUUAGAUCUGAAACGUCUGAGGGAUCCCCUCCAGCUCCAACUUCCUGUCCAGCAACUCACCGCCGCCAGCAAAGAUUGAUAUCCUCCCUUCCCUUAGUCCCUCCGUCCCUCCUUUCCUCACCUUCCCCUCUCUCUCGCCGUCCAUCCACCCUCCACCUUUACUUUCUCUCUCCUUUAGUGAACCUCCGUGGGACUUUCUCCUCUGUUUGUUCUCUUGGAUGAUAAUUGCAAGUAAAACCAUAUUAAGAGGAUUUUUGGCAACAAGAAAGAACAGACACUGAAUCCUUCUAGAGAGGUAGAUGAGGAAACUGGAAAUGCAACUCUAGGGGGACGUACAGGAAGUGAGACGCUACAGUGGGAGGAGCUACAGCUGAGGCGAGGCAUAGGAGGCAGACAGAUGGACACAUCUAUGAGCGUGUGUGACCUACUAUAUCUAUGGACUAGUUUGGCCCACUGUAAACAGACACACACCACUCCUGUGGGGCUUUGGGACGUCUAUGGAGGGACUGAACCCACUUUUACAAAGAUGGAUCUCCUCUAGCUCCUCCCCCUUACCUCUAACCUCUGCCCUCUGACACUCUGCAUGCACAGAGGACACGGCUGUGAUUGGACAGCGGUUCCUGUGUGAGCUCCAUGUGACCUUGAACUUUGACCUUGGCUGACCCCUCUUGUCUUGUCAGAAUGGCUGUGUCCGAACCCUGCCCCAUUUUGCCUCCAGGUCCCUCCCCCUCUGCCUGGCGGACAGCUACCCACCGAUCCCGUUGCUAUGACUACACGGAGCUUUAUCAAGAGCCCGUCAGCCUAUCACAGCCUUUACAGGAAGUGGACAGACGAGAGUUGAGGUCAGGUGACCAUGCCUCAUUUCCUCUUCCUGUUGUUGACUUCCUGUUGGGAUUGGAAGAGAAAAAGGAAAGGACUACAAACAUCACUGUGUGUUUUAUCUAAUAGUUUUAUUUUGAAAGCCAUACAUGUCUGUUAUGGAAAAUAAUAUACAAUCAAACAAAAUGGAAGAAGAGUGGGAGGAGCUCUCUUUUUAACAUCCAGGAAUUAAGUUGAUGUACCAUAUCGGCAUCUCUUUAUUAAAUAUCUCCGACAUACAGGACCCCCAUAUCAAUAGAACUGUCUCUCUCCAUCCAUCCCUCUCUCUCUCUCACCUCUCUCUCUCUCUCUCUCUCUCUCUCCAUCCCUCUCUCUCCAUCCCUCUCUCUCUUUCACCUCUCUCUCUCUCUCUCUCCAUCCCUCUCUCCAUCCCUCUCUCUCACCUCUCUCUCUCUCUCUCUCUCCAUCCCUCUCCAUCCAUCCAUCCCUCUCUCUCUCUCACCUCUCUCCCUCUCUCUCUCUCACCUCUCUCUCUCUCUCUCUCUCUCUCUCCAUCCCUCUCUCGCUCUCUCUCUCCAUCCCUCUCUCCAUCCCUCUCUCUCUCUCUCUCUCUAUCCAUCCCUCUCUCUCCAUCUCUCUCUCUCUCUCUCCAUCCCUCUCUCUCUCUCUCUCCAUCCCUCUCUCUCUCACCUCUCUCUCUCUCUCUCCAUCCCUCUCUCUCUCUCUCUCAUCCCUCUCUCUCUCUCCAUCCCUCUCUCACUCUCUCCAUCCCUCUCUCUCUCUCUCUCUGUCUCCUUCCCUGUCUCCUUCCCUGUCUCGCUCUCUCUCUCUCUCUCACACUCUCUCUCUGUCUCCUUCCCUCUCUCUCUCUCUCUCUCUCUCUCUCUCUCACACUCUCUCUCUUUCUCCUUCCCUCUCUCUCUCUCUCUCUCCAUCCCUCUCUCUCUCUCUCUCAUCCCUCUCUCUCUCUCUCUCCAUCCCUCUCUCUCUCUCUCUCCAUCCCUCUCUCUCUCUCUCUCUGUCUCCUUCCCUGUCUCCUUCCCUGUCUCGCUCUCUCUCUCUCUCUCUCUCUCUCUCUCUCACACUGUUAUCAUAACCAACAAGGCCCGCAUAGAUACAUGCGCGAGAGUAGAUGAGCUCGAAAGGAAUGAUUUCUGGCAGAGAGUUUCUUUGUAAAAGCACCAUAUCUCCCUUAGAGUUCUACUGACAUGUCCCACAAUUCAUACCCGACUACAUAUUCCACAGUGCCUCACUCACAUCAGCCCAAGAGAACGUUCUAGAACCCUCACAAACAACAAUAACAAUGUACCCUGUAGAACUCUCAUUAACAGCUGUAAACAUGUUCUAGAACCCUCACAGACAACAAUAACAAUGUACCCAGGUAGAACUCUCGUUAACAGCUGUAAACAUGUUCUAGAACCCUCACAGACAACAAUAACAAUGUACCCUGUAGAACUCUCGUUAACAGCUGUAAACAUGUUCUAGAACCCUCACAGACAACAAUAACAAUGUACCCUGUAGAACUCUCGUUAACAGCUGUAAACAUGUUCUAGAACCCUCACAGACAACAAUAACAAUGUACCCUGUAGAACUCUCGUUAACAACUGUAAACAUGUUCUAGAACCCUCACAGACAACAAUAACAAUGUACCCUGAAUAACUCUCGAAUCCUUGUGUGCACGAAUACUUGAAAGAAAUCUGGGCAUUAGUGAAAUAUUUGAUGGCAACUAAAAAAACUAAACAUGAAUUUGGGAUGUGACUGAACUGUACCAUUUCUAAAAUAUAUUCACCUUUCUACUACA
Messenger RNA from Oncorhynchus nerka (sockeye salmon), 3764 nucleotides. RefSeq names its product calcium uniporter protein, mitochondrial-like. Bases 102 to 1223 code for a protein of 373 amino acids. Gene Ontology annotation, molecular function: uniporter activity; calcium channel activity. Gene Ontology annotation, biological process: mitochondrial calcium ion homeostasis; calcium import into the mitochondrion. Gene Ontology annotation, cellular component: uniplex complex; mitochondrial inner membrane. Lineage: Eukaryota; Metazoa; Chordata; Actinopteri; Salmoniformes; Salmonidae. The record is from RefSeq and is a predicted model, not a curated record. The transcript is spliced from 9 exons.